AUGGACAAAAAGGUCGUAGGUCUUCUCGGAGGUGGCCAGUUGGGCCGUAUGUUUGUCGAGGCAGCCAACCGGCUCAACAUUCAAGUCAACAUUCUGGACGCAGCAAAGUCACCCGCCAAACAAAUCAGCAGCCAUGAAGGCCAUUUUGAAGGAUCAUUCAAGGACCCGGAAGCCAUUGAAAAAUUGUCAAAAACUUGUGAUGUCGUCACUGUUGAGAUUGAACAUGUAGACACUCAGAUUCUGGAAAAGAUUGCUUCUCAAGGUGUUCCUGUGGAGCCCAGCUGGAAGACUAUUCGCAUGAUCCAGGACAAGUACGCGCAAAAGGAGCAUCUUCAGGAGUACAGUGUCGCUACUGCUCAAUCUAUCCCGCUGGCUGGAGCUACCAAGGAGGACUUGCAAAAGGUUGGCGAGCAGAUCGGUCUUCCUUUCAUGCUCAAGUCCCGCACAGAAGCUUACGAUGGACGUGGAAACUUCCCUGUCAAAUCUGCCGCUGACUUUGACGCUGCUCUGGAAGCUCUUGGAAACCGUCCUCUAUAUGCUGAGAAGUGGGCCAACUUCAAGGCUGAAUUGGCUGUUAUGGUUGUCAAGACCAAGGAUGGUGUUCUGGCUUACCCUACUGUCGAGACCGUUCACGAGGACAGCAUUUGCAAGCUUGUAUACGCCCCUGCUCGCAACGUUUCCAAGAAGGUGCUUGAGCAGGCUCAGGAACUAGCUAAGAAGGCUGUUGCUUGCUUCUGGGGCAAGGGUGUGUUUGGUGUUGAGAUGUUCUUGCUCGAUGAUGACAGUCUCUUGAUCAACGAGAUUGCUCCUAGACCUCACAACUCUGGCCACUACACUAUUGAGGCCUGCCCUAUCUCACAGUACGACGCUCAUCUUCGCUCAAUCCUGGAUAUCCCUAUUCAACAACACGAGCUGCGUAUCAGAGAACCCUCGAUUAUGCUCAACAUCCUCGGUGCUUCUACUCCCGACUCAGCUGUCCAAAUCGCUGAACGCUCCAUCGCUGCUGGCGUCGGUGCUUCAAUCCACCUCUACGGCAAGGGUGACGCCCGUCCCGGCAGGAAGAUGGGCCACAUGACCCUCACAGCACCCAGCAUGCGCGAAGCAGAAAAGUCCAUGCAAGUCCUCCUCGACAUCACCGACGACGUCCGCGGCAAGAAGAGCGCACCCCUGUCCCCGCCCUCCACCAGCGGCCAAGCCAAAGACGCCAUGGUCGGUGUAAUCAUGGGCUCCUACAGCGACAUGCCCGUCCUCCAGGCCGGCAUCAACAUCCUCAAGAAACUAAACAUUCCCUUUGAAACCCACAUUACAUCUGCCCACCGCACACCCGACUGGAUGGGCGAAUACGUACACUCUGCCCUCCCCCGCGGCAUCCAGGUCCUCAUCGCCGCAGCAGGAGGUGCUGCACAUCUUCCCGGUAUGGCAGCCUCUCACACCGCAAUCCCUGUCAUCGGUGUUCCUGUCAAGCCAACCAUUGGCGAUGGCACAGACAGUGUACUGAGUAUUCUCAACAUGCCUCGUGGUGUUCCUGUGGCUACUGUGGGUACCAACAAUAGUACCAAUGCUGCUUUGUUGGCUGCUCGCAUCAUUGGCUUGAAGGAGAGUGCGAUUCAGAAUGCUGUUGUCAAGUAUGCUGAAGAGUCUACUGAGGAGGUCAUGGAGAGGGAGAAGCUUAUGGAUGAGCAGGGUUGGGAUGCUGUUUAUGAGAAGUGGCAUGGUGCUAAGAAGUGA
Molecule: messenger RNA, 1728 nt
Organism: Aureobasidium subglaciale EXF-2481
Lineage: Eukaryota; Fungi; Ascomycota; Dothideomycetes; Dothideales; Saccotheciaceae
Exons: 1
Coding region: 1-1728 (575 amino acids)
Biological process (GO): 'de novo' IMP biosynthetic process
Molecular function (GO): metal ion binding; ATP binding; phosphoribosylaminoimidazole carboxylase activity
Source: RefSeq, a predicted model, not a curated record